Ambispora leptoticha is the source of this 1764-nucleotide messenger RNA. Lineage: Eukaryota; Fungi; Glomeromycota; Glomeromycetes; Archaeosporales; Ambisporaceae. The record is from the annotation of a GenBank genome assembly.
AUGCCCGAAAUAGAUUCACACGCUCACGAAAAUUUAUCAAUCUUAAUCCUAUAUACCUCUUAUCCUUUUCUUAUGUUGCUUCCACUAUUCUGUCAAGUUAGGAGAUUUCCUCGAUUAGCAGUUCUUUCCUUUCCUAAACUACUUUCCACAAAGACUAGGAUUACGGCCAAAUCAGCAUCAGGCUUCACACAAGAUGAAGUUGACUUAUUGAGAGUGAAGUUCCAGCCAGCUUCUUUCGAAGAUGUUAUUCCUACCACCAAGGAUCCUGUCACAGUUCCGAAUGAAUAUCUUCUUCCCGAAAUCAACCGCCGUGCUCUCUCAAACGCAGAUUUUGAUGUUGAAAAGCUUGAUAAGGUUUCGAAUAAUCGGGUCAAAACAUUCAUUGUUAAAAUGCAUGAUGUUGUGAUGAAUGAAAAAGUGGCCACAGGCACAUUGGAGUCUAAAACUGACACAUUGGUGGACGAUCUGCUUCGUGUCGCCGAAUUGAAUGACUGGCCCUUGAAGUUAAUAAAUUAUCCGCUAUGUAGAUUGUUCAUUAAAGAAAAGAAACUUGUUUUAGCAGACCCCGAAUUUGUGAUUGCUAAUCGAAACCUAAGUAUGGUGGCUAUAGAGGACAAACAUAUCAAAAAUGUUUGGAACCCAAGCGGUUUCGGGGAAACGCAAAUUGCCGUACAGAUUGUUGCCUGCGGAAAUGAGAACAUACGUUCCACUAGUAGAGAGGAAUUUAUUGAUCAAACCAUAUUUGCCAUGCGCGUCAUCUCAACGUACGUGACAUUUUACAAAGCAGUAAUCCCUGCAGAAUAUUGGUCCGAAUUUAAGCGUGGUCUACCCAAAGAGGCAUCAGUUAACGUUAAAAGAUGGCCAGGGGUGAAUGGUAAGCAGGAUGGUCUGGAUUUAGUAGAACCAGAUGGGAGACGAGAGGUGCUGGGAGCGCUAACUAAAAUCCGCCAAUUUCUUCUGCGGAAUGAACAAUCUGCGAAAAAUUUGGGAGACGAAACAUCAUCUACAUCAAUACAAAAUGUGACGACGAAUGAUAAUACAGACAGUAGUAAAGAAAAAUUAUUGAAAUCAUGUAGUGAAAAAGUGAGACCUAAAGUCCCACUUGAGCAAAACAGCCAAUCAGUGUUGGUACAAAAACAUAUAUCUAACCCUGCUAAAUUGAGCGACUGCGAAGUGGGACAGGUUCAAGCACUUCCUGAAGAAACAAAAGUUUCGCAUAAUUAUAUAGUCGCCCAAGAUUUUAUACAAGAAGUGUCUUCAAGAUUUACAGAUGAGGAUAUCAUCGAAGUUAUUGAUGGAAACUUAAUACUUACUACUAAUACGACAAUAGAAGUUGAGCUAGCUCAUUUGUUUCUAAAAGUAAGUAUUGAAGGAAAAAAUACUAUACAAGCUAAACAGAAAGAGAUUUCAUGUCGUUACUCAUAUGGAAAAAGAUUUGAAAUGGAAGUUCAAGAACUUAUGGCUGAGAAAAAUAAGUGGGCUAUGGGAUGCUUCCGAGAAGACUUAGAAAGAGAUAUGCGCUUCUAUCGUGGCGGAAUAGAGAGAAAGGAAGAUCCUAGAAAAUAUCGUGAAUUUUUAACAGAUCGGGAUAGGCUGAUUGGCGAAGAAUUAUUACGUCGUGGUAUACUAAAAAGUGGUUUGAGUACUGCAUGGCUUGAUGAUCUCAUGGAAGAAUGGGAAAAAAUCCAUAUUCAAUUUAUACAGAUAUUUAACCAGAACUUCGACCCUUUUGAGGAAAAGACUUUAUUUGUACCGCGGGGGUGA